Molecule: messenger RNA, 3573 nt
Organism: Echinococcus granulosus
Lineage: Eukaryota; Metazoa; Platyhelminthes; Cestoda; Cyclophyllidea; Taeniidae
Product: Integrin alpha ina-1
Exons: 24
Coding region: 1-3573 (1190 amino acids)
Biological process (GO): cell adhesion mediated by integrin; cell-matrix adhesion; integrin-mediated signaling pathway
Cellular component (GO): external side of plasma membrane; integrin complex
Molecular function (GO): integrin binding
Source: RefSeq, a predicted model, not a curated record
AUGACUUAUAGGCCGUCAUGUGAGGCAGAAAUACAGCCUGUGGAGAUUCAAGCGCCUACAUGGUCAACACACGGUCGAACAAAGCAUCAAAUUACUACAGCCUGUUCGCCACGAUUGUCGUAUGAAGUGACAGGAAAUUUGUUUGUCACUGGUGGAUGUUUUGCGUUUGAUAAUGUUUUGAUUAAUCCUUCGUUUUUGGGGGCAUCAUCCUGCCUUAAUAUCCCAGAAGCGUCUCGUUCAAUCGACCUCCGUUUCUGCUUGGAUGGUGCAUCAUCAGCAUACUUCCAUAACACUUACACCGACUUAAUUGUGUCUGGCAGAAUCGGACUCGUGAACAACGUUACGAAAUUUAAUCCAGUGAGAAAAACGGAUAUAGCCUAUGUAGGUGACUACAGUCUCUUGGGUUCCUCGUCAGUGCUUUCAGACCGAGUUUACAGUUCAGCGUCAGACUCGGAGAGACCAAUCGUUUCUGUGUUUGGUGCACCAGGAGUACCCCAAACUUGGGAUAGAGAAGGAUCCGGCUUUGUCGUGCUGAAUGUAAUUGAAAAGGGUCCGAACCAGAUUGUUAUUCCACAAGUCAAAGUUCUCCAUGGCAACCGAUUUGGUUCUCGAUUUGGUCAUGCCGUGGCUUUGAUUGAUUUGGAUUGCGACGGGUGGGAUGACCUUGUGGUUGGGGCGCCGUUUGAACAGUUACCGGGUACAAGUGUGGCACUCCAGCGGGACCUCGACUUGCACAGCGUACAUAGUGCUCCGGUCUUUGGGUGCAUCUACGUCUUCUGGAACCAACGACGCCACCUGCCUAGCACCACCGCCUUCGACUCCACCAGUGUGCAGGUUAUUUGGCCACCUCCGAGUCUCUCCUUCAAGAGCGGUUUUGGUAGCUCUAUCACCAGUCUUGGCGACAUUGACCACGACGGAAUUGAUGGUGAUGUCCAUUCUACUUCACUGAUGACCCUGCUUGCGGCGCGCUGCGGUCUCAAGAAGUUGUACCAGGUCAUGCUCAGUGUGUCGAUUUCGCAGUUGGAGCUCCUUAUGACGAAGGCGGCGGCGCCGUUCUUAUUUACCACGGCUCCAAAUCCAGGCGGAUCGGCGCCCCAACACAGAAUACAGCCCCCUCCAGGAUCACCGGCGGCAACGGGAGAGGGAGGGCUGACUGGGGCUGUGCGCCGAUUGCAGGCCACUCGCUGCCAAAUGCGAGGGAAAAUUGAAACUGACAAGCUGAACGGCGAGCAAUACAUUACCGACAUUCUCAAUGCCACAGAGCUGACAGACUCCAUGGAAGGAUUCGGCUUUUCCCUCAGCUCGGGUGGGCUGGACUUGGACAACAACGGCUAUCCCGAUUUGGCUGUGGGAGCUCCCAAUUCUGAUAAAAUUGCUGUCUUUCGGGCUCGGCCUGUCAUUAAGUUGGAGAUCUUCGUGCUGCGCGAGGAUGGAUCGAGUCACAUUGGAGAAAGGCUGGACUCACUAGAGGUGUGCACAAGAGACACGCAGAUCCUGCCCGGGUACUGGGCCCCCCGAGUGCACUGCAUGAAUAUGAAGGUCCUCGCCACCUUCACUCACCUCGACCCGGUGCCUUGUGCAAGGAGGACGAUUCCCGUGCGUCUGUUGUUGACCAUCAACCCACCGGAUCACUGGCUGAACGAAGAAUUCACGAACAAAAACUCAUCGAAGAUGGAGAUCCCAGUAGCGAGUUUCUUCGGAGAGCAAGUGCUGAAGGUGGGUGAUCCCGAGGUGGGCGAGUUCUACCGGCGCAGCUACGACGCCGCAACGCCGCCUGCUAAUUCGGACGAGGUGCUCCCCUUUCUCCUCCUCAAUUCCCUGAUGGCCGUCUGUCGCGAGCCCGGUGCUACCAACAAGCCUCCUAGCCCCGCCGAACUGGAUCAAGCCACCCCCGUCCGGCUAGCCUUCCGCGACGUCGAUUUGGUGGACCUCUCCUCGCCCAUUCGGUUUGGCGUAAAGUGGCUGCUGGAUGCUCCCUCGCCAUCCUCCCCCUUCGCUGAUCUCAUAAACUAUCCCAUUAACAAUCCAAGGGAGAACACUGGCCAAUCCUUGAUCACAUUUGGUAACGAGUGCGAAUCCCGAAAGUGCAAUCCAAUCCUACUUCCACAGUUUGAGUACUCAGUUACGAGAGACAGGGACGGACCAGUUGUGCUUGUCGGUGACGACGAAUUUCAGUCGGUCGAGGUGAAGGCCACCGUGACCAACAGAGGCAGGGACCCGAGCUAUGCAACCAGCGUGUACGCCUCUUACCCUGAGGAACUGCUCGACCUCAGUACUAACCCGCACGAACUAAAUCAUCGUGCGAGCCUCGUGAGACCGGGUUUGGCCCUGUGUCACUUCGGCAACCCUCUAUCCGUUGGCGAAGGGGCCACCUGUGCCCUUCGCUUCAAAGUCCUCGGUCAGCAGCUGAUGAAGGCUCCAAAGAACUUCACUAUCAACAGUACCAUCACCUCAAGCCCAAAGUUUCCUCCAAAGAUGCUGGCUCCUGCUACUGAUUCCAUAACAGUAAAAGUGAAAAUGAGCGUCAACGUGUCAGUUACGGGUGAAAUACUACCGGACGCUGCUUACUACUCGGGAAAUGUGACUGAUGGGAUUCUCAUUAACAAUGGGGAAAACAAAAUCGGCUCUACACGCCUCCUUAUUCGAGUUCGAGUUCAAAAUUUGCGGAAACACAGUCUGGUGCCAAAUUCCCGACUUAUUAUUGACUGGCCCUACGAAACUGCAGACAUUAUAACUGAAGAGAACGGGAAACUUUUAUUCUACCUUCUUGAAAAGCCUUACAUAACUAAAACUGAUCUACCGACAGCCUCUAACACAACCAUAGUGUGCGACUCGAGAGCUCUGGAUAGGCUUGUGAAUCCUUAUAACUACCGGGUGUUUAGGUCCUUAGCACCUCAACCCCGAGGUGAUCCGGUAGCCACUGCACCAAUUGACCUGCCAUCGAGCCAUCCGACAGAAUAUCCCCCACUUAAAUCCAAUCUGGAAUUUGAAAAAAUGCCUGACCAAGGCAACGUGAAACGAGUUAGCACAACCUUGAGCUGCUAUAACGGACAACUGCGCUGUGUGCCGAUUGUGUGCGACCUCGGUCCCCUGUCGUACAGGACAGGUAUACUAACUUUUGAGAUGCCUGCACGUCUAUGGGACAACACAAUGCGCCAAGAUUUCAAAGAUAUCUUCAUGACCUCAGUCCAAUUAACAGCAACCUGGAGGGCCAGUGUUACUUUCACAAUAGAUGCAGGAGACAAAGACCAUACCUCCGACAAUCUUGAGCUCAAAAUAUUCAAUGACAUGGAACCCGAACCCGUCUACCCAAAGAACAUGCCACUUUACAUUGGUCUCGCCGUCUUCGCAGGCCUCCUGCUUCUUGCUAUACUCAUCAUAAUUCUCUGGAAAGCAAAAUUCUUCGAAAGGAAGAAGUUCAAGCAACGAUUCCAACGGACGAAACCAACACCCAAAGAUUCAAAGUCGGGCGUACCGGAGGCACGGCGACUUAAUAUCUCCAACCCACCACCACCGCGACAGGCCUCACUCCACUCACCGCCUAUCUCGGCCUACGGCGACAUGAACGGCUAA